Molecule: messenger RNA, 1720 nt
Organism: Dioscorea cayenensis subsp. rotundata (Guinea yam)
Lineage: Eukaryota; Viridiplantae; Streptophyta; Magnoliopsida; Dioscoreales; Dioscoreaceae
Product: phenolic glucoside malonyltransferase 1-like
Exons: 1
Coding region: 166-1542 (458 amino acids)
Source: RefSeq, a predicted model, not a curated record
ACUGCCAGUCUGCCAUACUGCCAUUCAUGCACCACCACACAAAUCCUCAUCAGUUUCCUGAACGAAAAACAGCCCAAGACUCCAAAUCAACCUCUUGUUCCUUUCUCUUCUGCUUCUUCCUUCACACAACCAAUACACAUUUCCAACUUUCAUCACAACACAGCCAUGCAAACACCCUCAUCACCACCACUCCAUCCGAUCAAAACCUUAGAGAAUUCUACGGUUUCACCUCCCAAAGGCUCAGUCCCUGACACCUCAAUCCCUCUCAACUCCUUCGAUAUCCUCUGGCUCACCUACGGCGCCGUCCAACGUCUCUUCUUCUUCAAACUCCCAUCCUUCUCCACUUCCCACUUCAUCUCCCACCACCUCCCCACCUUCAAAUCCUCUCUUUCCCUCACUCUCCAACAUUUCUUUCCCUUAUGCGGCCAUGUCAGGCCAUCCUCUUCAUCUCCAGAUCACUACGAGAUUCACUACACCGACGGCGACUCAGUCUCUCUUAUACUCUCCGAGUCAACCGGAGACUUCCAAGAACUCUCCGGCCACCAACCCAAAGACUUCAAGAAACUCCAUCCAUUAAUCCCAAGCUUAACCAAAGAAUCCACUUCUUUGAUGGCCUUGCAACUCACUGGUUUCCCCAACCAUGGUGGCCUUUGCUUAGGGGUCUCCAUCAAGCACGUCGUCUCAGACGGUACUGGCUUCAUCAACUUCGUCAAGUCAUGGGCUGCCACAAACCUCGCCGGAGUUCCCAAAUUCACUCCACCAUUACUUCACCGCAACAUCAUCUCCGACAGCGAAAAGCUCUACUCCGUCAAUCUUGAAGCCAUUAGACUCAUGGAAGCCAAACUCAAAGUGUUCUCAGCCAACGUUGACUCGCCGGACGACGAACUGGUUUGCGCCACCUUUUCUUUAAACAAAGAAGAUAUCAAGAAGAUCAAAGACUCAAUCAUGAGCAAAUAUGGAUCAGGCUUUGCAGCACCAUUCCAUUGUUCUACGUUUGUGGUUGCAUGUGCUUAUAUGUGGACGUGUUUGAUUAGGUCUAGAAAGUGGCCAAGUGAGAGAACUGCUCAUUUUGUGUUCGCCGUGGAUGCGAGACCUCGGGUGACUCCGGCGAUCCCGCCAUCGUAUUUCGGUAACUAUCUUGGCUGCUGUUUCACAGAAGUUAAGGUUGGUGAUGUAAUGGAUGGUGAUGGAGUUCAUGUGGCUGCUGAGGCUAUUGGAAAAGCCAUUGAUGAGCUUAUGAAACAUGGAGUUUUAAGAGAAGCUGAGGAAUGGCCGAGAAAGCUUAUGGCUUUGUCUAGUGAGAGGCCGUUGUCGAUCGCCGGCUCGCCGAAGUUGGGGGUUUAUGAGAUUGAUUUUGGGUGGGGGAAGCCUGUGAAGGUGGAGGUGACCACCAUUAAAGAAACUGGAGCUAUGUCCAUGGCCGAGAUUGGCGGCGGAGGAGGAGGAGGAGGAGGAGGAGGUAUUGAGUUUGGUUUGGCUUUUCCUAAGCAUGAGAUUGAUGCGUUUCAGACUUGUUUUACUGCUGGUCUUCAGCUUCUUUAAGGUGGUUGGUGAUGUAAUGGAUGGUGAUGGAGUUCAUGUGUUUACAUUGAAUUUUGACAUGGUCCAAAGUAAUAUAUUAUUAAAAUAAAAAUAUGUAAUUCCAAUUUCAAUGUCACCUUUGAUGACUUUUUUUUUAAUUCAAUUAAAUAGCAGAGAAAAUCCCAAACUUAAUGCUGUA